This is a messenger RNA of Gymnodraco acuticeps, 1416 nucleotides long. RefSeq names its product ureidoimidazoline (2-oxo-4-hydroxy-4-carboxy-5-) decarboxylase (gene urad). The transcript has 2 exons. The record is from RefSeq and is a predicted model, not a curated record. Lineage: Eukaryota; Metazoa; Chordata; Actinopteri; Perciformes; Bathydraconidae. Gene Ontology annotation, biological process: allantoin metabolic process. The coding region runs from base 391 to 1062 and encodes 223 amino acids. Gene Ontology annotation, molecular function: carboxy-lyase activity.
GUUUUGAGGGGGCACAAAACAGUCCUAGACAUUAAAUUACUUAUGAUAUAUUAGGAAGAAAGGCCACUUAUUUACCGCUGUUGAAUAAAGUUGCAUCUAAGUUGCAUAGUUACAAAUGUACUUCUGUUUUUCCCAAUAGGCCUUGAACAGUAUCAAUACCUGUACCUGUUUCCACUUGUACAUUGAAUCCAUUUCCUUCAUAUGAAGUCAAGCAUGUGUUUGUUUUUAAUGAUAUGCAUGGAUGAGAAAUAGAGAACUGGGGAGAAAGUAAACCAAUAGCAGAAAAGACAAUAAAUAGCCCAACCCAGAAAAUCAGUACACCUCUUAAAGAAGCAUCUCACAUGUGCAUAUGUUUGGCAGUUACCUAUUCAGCAAACUUUUCAACACCAAAUGAUUGGCUGCAGAUCUGACAAAGAACAUAUUAACCACAGCAGGGAGCUUCUCUGUGUGUCAGUCCAACAGUGCAUCAACCCCUUGUUACAAAAGCUUGUCCGAAGGUUAUUUAAACACUGUCCAACUACUGGAGAGAGUCCCUGCAUGAACAUGAACAUCGCAGCAGUAAAUGCUCUCCCUUAUGAGGAUUUUGUGGAUAUUCUGGGCAACGUGGUGGAGAAGUGUCCCAUAAUAACAGCUGCUGUGUGGUCGGGGCGUCCCUUCCUGAGCCUGGCUGCUUUGGAGGCUGCAAUCAGUGAAUUCAUCGAUGCUCUCCCAGAAUCAGGUAAAGAGGGGAUCCUCAGGUGUCACCCAGAUCUCGCGGGAAGAGACCUCCAGAGCGGCUCGUUGACCCGGGAGUCCCACGAGGAGCAGGCAGGGUCCGGGAUGGGUGCUCUGAACUCGGGGGAAGCCUCGCGCAUGGCCCGGCUCAACCAGGAGUACAAGGGGCGCUUCGGAUUCCCGUUUGUGAUCUGCGCCCGGAUGCACGACAAGGAGAACAUUUUACGACAGCUGUCCAAGCGGUGCCAGAACGAGCGCGCGUUGGAGAGGGCGCGCGGCAUCGAGGAGGUGAAGAAGAUAUGUCACCUGCGUCUGCAAAGCCUCGUGCUCACUGCCAACAGGUUAUGAACUUUUACUGGAGUUUAUAUUGGAUUAGUGCCAGUGUGACCCGGAUGUAAAGACUGCCAUUGUUCCCACGCCUGAUAGGCUUUGUGAUAACUUUAUUCCAAAUGUGUGUUAAUCAUACUGUACAAUUAAUUCUUUAAACAAUAACAUAUAUGCACCGUUGAUUCUAAUUUAUCAAUUUACAUUAUAUAACCUAUAUACAAGUGGAUAAUAUGACAAAUACAGUCAUAUUACGCAUAUAUACAUUAAUAAACUCACAUGUUUGAGGUGUAACAUUUGAUUCGACCAUUUUACAGUUUGUUGAAUCCAUGCUGAAUGCUGUUGCCUGUUGAAGGGGAAAUAAAUGUAGUCCUUGCA